Laccaria bicolor S238N-H82 is the source of this 360-nucleotide messenger RNA. RefSeq lists its product as uncharacterized. The transcript has 2 exons. The coding region runs from base 1 to 360 and encodes 119 amino acids. The record is from RefSeq and is a predicted model, not a curated record. Lineage: Eukaryota; Fungi; Basidiomycota; Agaricomycetes; Agaricales; Hydnangiaceae.
AUGCUUCCAGUUGGAAAAUCCGACGAAGAAGAACAAUCUCGCGUAGUAGCUACAUACAAACAAAUGAUGAACCUCGUCAUAUCCCGCCUCUCCCCAAUCACCCAACUCUCCGUAAUCUACCGCGCAACCUCCCCAGGCCACCCAAACUGCAACCUCCUCACCGUCCCCUACCGCUCCUCGGAAGCAGCGCAAAUAGGCGAACGCAACCUCGUCGAACGGCUCAUCUCAACCAUGCCGGACGAGCAGUGGCGGACGUUUAGGAAAAGGUGGGAUUGGGAUUUGUUUGCUGUGCAUAAUGCACUUUGGGAGUGGAAGAUUGCGAGCUUUGAUAAGGUUCGCGAGGAAGGAAUGGCAGGGUAA